Messenger RNA from Puccinia triticina, 1017 nucleotides. RefSeq lists its product as uncharacterized. Bases 1 to 1017 code for a protein of 338 amino acids. The transcript has 6 exons. The record is from RefSeq and is a predicted model, not a curated record. Lineage: Eukaryota; Fungi; Basidiomycota; Pucciniomycetes; Pucciniales; Pucciniaceae.
AUGCCCGCGCCGGAUGGACUGUCCAAGCCAGAAAGGAGCGAGCCCUACUGGCCACCCAGCAUUGGGCCCACAUCCAGCCGUCUUGGCGUGUCGGCCGAGGCCUUCCAUGACCCUCACAAAGCAUCAUCCCUUCGGGCGACUGUUGGAGAACAGCUCUGCAUACCCCCAUCGUCCGCAGCGGCCCGCCCCUCGAAGAGACAAACCAUGUUCAUGGAGCCCUUCACAGCCAGCGGCAACCCCACACACGCCGCCGAGCCUCGCCAGCCUUCCCCGUCGCCCCCAAACCUUGUCGCUUCUGCCCACAAGCCCACGCCCCUCGAGCUUGACGAUGACAAUCGCCCCCGCGCCAGCGCCAGCGAGAUCGGCAUGUUCGGCGACUUCUGUCUCAUGUGCGGCGAGAUGAUCGACGGCCAGGGCCCCGCCGGCAGCGUCUACUGCUCCGCGGAGUGCGAAUACCACCAGCACAUCACGUCCGAGUACGACUGGUGCGACCUGAGUCUGGAAGGGUACCAGCUGCCCAGCUACGGCUGCUCGACGACGGCGUCGCUGCUCGGCGCCAAGGCCGUCGCUAAGCGAUACCUCGAGCACCGGCCCCACGACCAGCAAGCCAACGCCGACCUUGACGCCGACGCCGAGGUCAAGCAGGAGCAGGGAGAGGAAGACGGGAGCUGGCGCUCCUCCCUCGCUUCCACCCUCUCCCCCGCCCACAAACACCCCGUCGCUGCAACUGGCGCACACCUCAAGGCCCGCCCCGCCCUCGCCCAGCUCUCCGACCUCCAAGACUUCUGGCUCCCCGCAAGCCAAGCGCCCAUGCCCCAGCGCUCUUCUCCUCCCUCCCCGCUCGACCGCGAACACGACUCGCCCGCCGCCACCCUGUCGCGCUCGGCCUCGCGCCGCCGCGUCUCCGAGCCGCUCUCCAACCCGGCCCUCGCCCCCGUCCGCACCCGGCCGCCGCUGUGCCACUCGUCCUUCUCCCUCACAUCGCUCUCCUCGCUCUCGCCCUCCCGUCUCGCCUGA